This is a messenger RNA of Strongylus vulgaris, 453 nucleotides long. The record is from the annotation of a GenBank genome assembly. NCBI's taxonomy places the organism in Eukaryota, Metazoa, Nematoda, Chromadorea, Rhabditida, Strongylidae.
AUGUUCUCCGCACGAAACGCCGGCCUUCUGGCGUGUGCCUUCUCUACGGGUGCACUCCUCAUCUGUUUCUUCUAUGUGCCAGCCUUAGUCAUGAAGAUUCAAAAUAUCAACGAUCAGCUUCGCGUUGAUUCCGACGAGUUCCGCGUCAUAGCCGAUAUGACAUGGACGGAGCUGUCAAAAGCACGACUGAGUGAUGCGGGAAGGAUCAGAAGACAGGCUUAUGGUGCGCCGCCUCCACCACCAAAAAAGACCACAUAUUCAUUGCCGACAUCCUAUGUGAAGGAGGAUGCAUUCGUUGAUCAAGCCGUUUGCAACUGCGAUGUUAACAACGCUUGCCCUCCAGGACCACCUGGACCACCUGGAAAACCAGGGCUUGAUGGUGAACCGGGAGCACCCGGAAAGCCUGGAGCGCCAGGACUUGCUGGUAUUGCGCCUCCUGUCACAAUUGACGCU